Molecule: messenger RNA, 673 nt
Organism: Arabidopsis thaliana (thale cress)
Lineage: Eukaryota; Viridiplantae; Streptophyta; Magnoliopsida; Brassicales; Brassicaceae
Product: Thioredoxin superfamily protein
Exons: 1
Coding region: 77-385 (102 amino acids)
Cellular component (GO): cytoplasm
Source: RefSeq, marked reviewed
ACCAGAUCUCCUUAUUACUUACACCAAUAUAUAUACACACAGAGUUUCUUGACACACACAUUCAGAUAAUAUCAAAAUGGAGAAGAUAUCAAAUUUGUUAGAAGACAAGCCCGUGGUGAUAUUCAGCAAGACGUCCUGCUGUAUGAGUCACUCGAUCAAGUCGCUUAUAUCUGGUUACGGUGCGAAUUCAACAGUGUAUGAGCUAGACGAAAUGUCUAAUGGACCAGAGAUCGAACGAGCACUUGUAGAGCUUGGGUGCAAACCGACUGUGCCAGCUGUCUUUAUAGGGCAAGAGCUCGUAGGUGGUGCAAAUCAACUUAUGUCUCUUCAAGUCAGGAACCAACUAGCUUCGUUGCUCCGAAGAGCUGGAGCCAUAUGGAUUUAAGACUUCAAUUCCCAAACGCGUAAUGUUUCUAUUUCCAUAUAUAUCUUUUAGUAUAGCGUGAUUGAAAUAUAUGUAUAUGCUUCAAACACUGUGAGAUGAUCAAUGUUUGUAGCAUAUAUAUUAAUACAUAGGAGUAAGUACAAGAAUAAGAAGAAGAAACAAUUUCUCUUUUGUGUUUUAAAUGCAAUCGCAAAUGCUUAGGAAUAAAAUCGUAUUUGCAUAUUAUGUAUUUACCCGAGGACGUUUAUCAUCAGUUUUUGUUUAUUUAUAUAUAAUGAUUAUUUCUUA